Messenger RNA from Gasterosteus aculeatus aculeatus (three-spined stickleback), 1673 nucleotides. Its product is annotated as neuroplastin. Gene Ontology annotation, cellular component: plasma membrane; axon. Gene Ontology annotation, biological process: homophilic cell-cell adhesion; dendrite self-avoidance; axon guidance. Lineage: Eukaryota; Metazoa; Chordata; Actinopteri; Perciformes; Gasterosteidae. Gene Ontology annotation, molecular function: cell-cell adhesion mediator activity. The record is from RefSeq and is a predicted model, not a curated record.
CUGCACCGGGGCUGACGGCAGAGAGCCGCACAGGUAGACCGCAAAGGACUCCCGCCAGCCUACCUAGCGCCACUUCUGUCUCUGCGCCACACGGGGUGGAGAGUCUGCGGAGGAGAGAGCCUCAGCGUCGCCGCAUCCCGCAUCCCGCUCGGGUCACCUCAGCGCUCGCGUGGCCGGCAUUCCUUCCCGUCGAAGAUGACACCUGGCGAGCGAAGAGCCGCAGUCAUGUCCUACUCGGUGGCGAUUGUCGGAGCCCUGCUGCUUCAGUCCGUCUCCUCUCAGAACGAACCGUCCAUUUCCACCUCUGAACACACCACGCUGUCCAAGGAAAGCGGCACUUACACGCUGCAGUGCAACCUGACCAGCAGCAGUCCACCCCAGGAGAGCUACUGGAUGAAGAACGGGGAGGAGAUCCCCGAAACACGCAGCCCAAAUAGGCAGACAGAGUACAAGCUGAACAAACCAAGAGGAGACGACGCCGGAUGGUACAUGUGUGUCUACACCUUCGAGAUGUCUCCUCCGGCGAACGCCACCAUAGAUAUUAGAUCUGCGCCGGACAUUAUCGGCCACAAGCGCAGUGAGAAUAAAAACGAGGGCCAAGUUGCUGUCCUGUACUGUAAGUCUGUUGGAUAUCCUCACCCUGCCUGGACCUGGCAUAAGUUCGACGACGGCGUCCACAGGGAAAUUGACAACACGAGUGGGCGUUUCUUCAUCAACAGCAGAGACAACUACACCGAGCUCAACAUUAUGGACCUGGACAUUGUCUCUGAUCCAGGCGAGUAUCACUGCAAUGCAACCAACAUGUUCGGCAGCCGUGACCAGAUGAUCCUGCUGAGGGUUCGCAGCAACUUGGCCCCCCUGUGGCCUCUGCUGGGGGUUUUGGCCGAGAUCAUCAUCCUGGUCGUCAUCAUCGUCGUUUAUGAGAAGCGUAAGAAGCCGGAGGAUUUACAAGACGAUGAUGACUCUCCAGGUCCAGUCAAAACCAACUCGACCAACAACCACAAGGACAAGAAUCUCCGCCAGAGGAAUACAAACUAAGCGGCCCGUCUGCUGAGUUUCCAUUACACAUGUCCUGACCAUAUGAAGGUAAACCGGAAAGGAAUCCAUUCCAGUUGUUUUGGAGGAUGUACAUGCCACUACAAGUAUUGUGGUGGAGGAAUUCGAUGACGCAUGCCUUAUGUUAUUGUUACCAUUACAAACAUUGUUGCUGCAUGCGGUUGUUGGUGUUUUAAAGAUUUUUAGUUUCCUCUCAUCGCUCGAACUUACAUUUUUACUACUUCUACAAUAAUGCAUGCAAGACGUCGACCUUCUGUUUGAUACGGAAACGGCUUUUUUUUUGUUUGCUCUUCUCUGAGAGUGGCUUCAUUUAGAUAAUCUGUACUGUGUGUUCUAAAAGGAAAAACAAGACUCGGCAAUGGGAAGAAAAUGCCAGUCGAAUCGGGUAUGACAGUUAUGUACGGUUUGAUCAUACCACUGCACACCAGUAUGUUAGAAAAUAUAUGUAACUCAUUUUAAUUUUGCAACGACCCUCUCAAUUUGAAUAAGAUUUACUUUACUGUAUGUCUUAAAUCACUAUAACUACUACGAUCGCGUUAAUAUAAAUACCAUUCAUACAAUAUGAUGCACUUAAAUGUUUAGAAUAAUAAACUGUAUAAACCGACUUUAGGAAAUCU